AUGUUUAAAUCCAGUCUUUCCUCAUACAUGCCUUGGUUCAAAAAGUCCAAGGCCUCCACCGCUCCCUCCACCACGCCUGGGCCCUCCACGUCGUCUGGUGGGCUCGACCACAAAGACGACCUGCUUGUGGUGCCACUGACAGAUCAUCAGUUGAUCAACAUCUCCAUGAGAGACGAGGACGACACCCAGUCGUUCGUGGAGAUCCAGUACCGCAAGUUGACCUACGCAGAAGCUGCGUCGUUGUCGCUGCCUGGCAGGGUGGCGGCAGUGGCGACCCCCAGCCCGGGGGGCCACGCCAGGCCCCGCCAGCCUCGCCACACCCACAAUCAGUACCUGGUGUUGGGACACGAGGAGUCGUUGGAGUACGAGCCGUACAAGUCGGACAUCAGCUACCGCAAGUCCCAGCAGUUCAAGACCAAGCAGUACGAAACGAUACAGAAGAAGAAGCAGCGCAAUGCCUACAAGAAGGCGCGGGCGUAG
Suhomyces tanzawaensis NRRL Y-17324 is the source of this 480-nucleotide messenger RNA. RefSeq lists its product as uncharacterized. Lineage: Eukaryota; Fungi; Ascomycota; Pichiomycetes; Serinales; Debaryomycetaceae. The record is from RefSeq and is a predicted model, not a curated record. The transcript has a single exon. The coding region runs from base 1 to 480 and encodes 159 amino acids.